AUGCAAGUUUUUACAAAAAAUAGAUGUCUCCUAUUCAUAUCUCUGGCGCUUCGAUCCAUGUCGAAUGCACCUUUGGGCCGUGAUUACACGUCUCAUUUUAGUAUCUCUGCUACUUUUCUCAUGUCUCUUAUUCCAAUUUUACUAUAUAUGUUGAGAUGGAUGCCAAUCGUAUCAACCCUGAAACGAAGAGAAAUGAGGCGAGCACCCAAAUGCGCCCACGAGAACCUGAAACUGGUAGAGAUUGGUGGGUACUAUGGUCGUACAAGUGAUGCUGAAGUCGCCAUCUACUUCGUUGAAAACACUGUUGCUCUGCAGAAGAUCGUGAUUGAUCCUCGUAACCAAGUUCAAAAUAGAUUUCCUCUAGGGGAUGCUCAGAUCAAGCACCACGAAUCUGCCCGAAAACAUGCCAGGGAGCAUCUCAAAUCGAAAAUACCUCCACAACUCGAAUUAGUAAUCCUUUGAUCUCGGCCUUGGCCUCGGUGAACCGCGGGUGUGAGCUUUAAAACCCCAUUUUUGUGCACAUUAAUUAUUAGUACAUGAUAUGUAUAAUUUAGCACUAUCGUAAAAUGGUUGGGGGUUCCAUGGUCCUCAUGACCCUCUUUAGGUCCGCCACUGAACGUGACAGCAAAAGUAUAGGC
Molecule: messenger RNA, 638 nt
Organism: Salvia splendens (bonfire salvia)
Lineage: Eukaryota; Viridiplantae; Streptophyta; Magnoliopsida; Lamiales; Lamiaceae
Exons: 2
Coding region: 1-462 (153 amino acids)
Source: RefSeq, a predicted model, not a curated record